AUGGGAAAAUACAUGAAGAAAUCAAAGAUUAACAACGACACAGUGUCCACUGAGCCAACUUCUUUUGGUGUUCGCACCAGAGCAGCUAAAAUCCUAGCCUUGAAGAGGCUCAAUUCCUCCGCCUCCUCCGACUCUUCUUGCUAUCUUCAGCUCCGUAGCCGCCGUCUCGAGAAGCCCCCCUCGCUGUCCGAACCGAAACAACCACCGAAACAGCUUAAACCGGGACUUAAAGACUCUGUUUCGAAGGUUGACUCGGUUAACUCGGUUUCUGUAGCUCAGGACUGUAACGGAGAUGAAUGUUCGUGUGGGGAGAACAGUAUUGAGUUUGAGACAAGACAUCAAAGCACAAGGGAGAUCACGCCUUGUAACUUUGUUGAGGAUCUGGAGAUCAUUGUUACACCAGGGUCUAGCAUGGUCCCAACUUCUAUUGAACUUGAGGAGUUCUUUGCUUAUGCAGAGCAGCAACAGCAGAGACUAUUCAAGGAGAAGUACAACUUCGACAUUGUGAAUGAUGUGCCCCUCACUGGACGCUACGAGUGGGUACAAGUCAGUCCAUGA
Molecule: messenger RNA, 558 nt
Organism: Eruca vesicaria subsp. sativa (arugula)
Lineage: Eukaryota; Viridiplantae; Streptophyta; Magnoliopsida; Brassicales; Brassicaceae
Source: the annotation of a GenBank genome assembly